Triplophysa dalaica is the source of this 6200-nucleotide messenger RNA. RefSeq names its product myosin, heavy chain 11b, smooth muscle (gene myh11b). The record is from RefSeq and is a predicted model, not a curated record. The coding region runs from base 47 to 6019 and encodes 1990 amino acids. Gene Ontology annotation, molecular function: cytoskeletal motor activity; ATP binding; actin filament binding. The transcript has 42 exons. Gene Ontology annotation, cellular component: myosin complex. NCBI's taxonomy places the organism in Eukaryota, Metazoa, Chordata, Actinopteri, Cypriniformes, Nemacheilidae.
CAUUGCAUCCUUCGGGAAGCCAAGAAGAUAUCAAGUCAACGUGACCAUGCAGCCAGACAACGACGAAAGCAGCAAGUUCCUUUUCCUUGACAAUGACUUUAAAAGCACUGGAGUGGCCCAAGCUGACUGGUCAGCCAAAAAGAUGGUGUGGAUACCCUCAGAGAAGGAGGGUUUUGAGUCAGCCAGUAUCAAAGAGGAGACAGGGAACGAGGUUCUGGUUGAACUUGACAAUGGGAGGAAUGUGACGGUCAACAAAGAUGAUGUGCAGAAAAUGAACCCGCCCAAGUUUAACAAAGUUGAAGAUAUGGCUGCGUUGACUUGCCUGAAUGAGGCCUCGGUGCUGCAUAACCUGAGGCAGAGGUAUUUCUCGGGUCUCAUUUAUACCUACUCAGGCCUCUUCUGCGUGGUGGUGAACCCCUACAAGAUGUUGCCCAUCUACUCUGAGAAGAUCACUGAGAUGUACAAAGGGAAAAAGUGCCAUGAGGUUCCUCCUCAUAUCUACGCCGUCACUGACAAUGCCUACAGGAACAUGCUACAAGACCGUGAUGACCAAUCUAUUCUCUGCACUGGGGAGUCAGGUGCCGGGAAAACUGAGAAUACUAAGAAAGUCAUCCAAUACCUUGCCGUUGUGGCAUCAUCAAACAAAGGGAAAAAAGACACCACCUCUGUGAGUUUACAACAUGGAGAGCUGGAGAAGCAACUCCUCCAGGCAAAUCCCAUUCUAGAGGCAUUUGGAAAUGCAAAGACCAUCAAAAAUGACAAUUCCUCAAGAUUUGGUAAAUUUAUUAAAAUCAACUUUGAUAACACUGGCUACAUCAUCGGAGCCAACAUUGAAACUUACCUCCUGGAAAAGUCUCGGUGUAUUCGGCAGGCCAAAAUCGAGAGAUCCUUUCACAUCUUCUAUUACAUGGUGGCUGGGACCAAAGACAAAAUGCGUGAGGAGCUUUUGCUUGAGGACUUUGGUAAUUACCGUUUCCUGGUAGCUGGGCAUGUGCCGGUCCAAAGCCAGCAAGAUGAUGAGAUGUUUGAUGAGACUCUGGAGGCCAUGGAGGUCCUGGGUUUCAAUGAGGAGGAAAGAAUGGGCAUGUUAAAGGUGUGCUCUACUGUCCUGCAACUGGGGAAAAUUGAGUUCAAAGCAGAGAAGAACCAAGAGCAAGCCAGCAUGCCAGACAACACAGCGGCACAGAAAGUCUGCCAUCUGCAAGGGAUUAAUUUGACUGAUUUUACCAAAGCCAUUCUCACUCCUCGCAUCAAAGUUGGCAGAGAACUUGUACAGAAGGCUCAGACAAAAGAACAGGUCGACUUUGCCAUCGAAGCCUUAGCCAAGGCCAUCUAUGACCGUCUGUUUCGCUGGAUCUUGGCGCGUGUCAACAAAGCUCUGGAUAAGACAAAACGCCAAGGAGCCUCUUUUCUGGGUAUUUUAGACAUUGCUGGUUUUGAGAUUUUUGAGGAUAACUCAUUUGAGCAGCUGUGCAUCAACUACACCAAUGAGAAACUGCAACAGCUAUUCAAUCACACCAUGUUCAUCCUGGAGCAGGAGGAGUACACGAAAGAAGGAAUCGAAUGGAGUUUCAUUGACUUUGGUUUGGACCUCCAGCCCUGCAUUGAGCUCAUUGAAAGACCAAACAAUCCUCCAGGCAUUUUAGCUCUUCUAGAUGAGGAGUGCUGGUUUCCAAAAGCAACGGAUGUCUCUUUCGUUGAAAAACUCACAAACACUCACUCAAACCACUGCAAAUUUUCCAAACCCAAGAAUCUAAAGGAGAAGACGUUCUUCACUGUGCAACACUAUGCUGGCAAAGUGGAUUAUAAUGCCACAGCCUGGUUGACAAAGAACAUGGACCCACUCAAUGACAAUGUAACAGCAUUGUUGAGUAAUUCAUCCAGUGCUUUUGUGCAAGAAAUCUGGAGAGAUUUGGACCGUGUGGUGGGACUGGAAACCAUGGCUAAAAUGGCUGAUUCAGCAGCUCCUACUGCUUCAAAGUCCAAGAAAGGCAUGUUCCGCACCGUGGGACAGCUGUACAAAGAGUCUCUUGGCAAGCUUAUGACAACCCUCCAUAACACUCAACCAAACUUUGUACGCUGCAUCAUUCCCAACCACGAGAAAAGGGCUGGGAAGAUAGAUGCCCAUCUGGUUCUAGAGCAGUUGCGCUGUAACGGUGUACUGGAAGGGAUUCGAAUCUGUCGCCAAGGUUUUCCCAAUCGCAUCGUCUUUCACGAGUUCCGUCAGCGUUAUGAGAUCCUGGCUGCUGGUGCCAUUCCAAAAGGAUUCAUGGAUGGAAAACAGGCCUGUACCCUUAUGAUCAAACAUCUAGACUUGGACCCCAACCUGUACCGGAUAGGUCUGAGUAAGAUAUUCUUUCGUACAGGUGUGUUGGCACAACUGGAAGAAGAACGCGAUCUGAAACUGACGGUGAUUAUAAUUGCCUUCCAGGCCCUGGGACGUGGCUUUCUCAGCAGAAAGGCAUUCAGCAUGAGACAAAAACAUCAGACAGCCAUGAAAGUCAUUCACAGGAACUGUGCUGUAUAUCUUACACUUAGAAACUGGCAGUGGUGGAGACUCUUCAGCAAAGUCAAACCACUGCUUCAGGUGACCCGUCAAGAGGAGGAGAUCAGUUUUAAAGAAGAGGAGCUUCAAAACGCCAAAGAAAUUGCACACAAGGCGGAAAGUGAACUACAAGAGAUAACACAGAAACACGACAAGCUGCUUGAGGAGAGGAACCAUCUACAGGCCAAGCUGGAGGAGGAGACUGAAAUGUAUGCAGAGUCUGAGGAAUUGAGGAUACAACUGGAGGCAAAGAAGCAAGAGCUGGAGGAGGUGCUGCAUGAGAUGGAGGCUCGUCUAGAGGAGGAGGAGGACCGCAGCCAGAGGCUUCAGCAGGAGAAGACAAACAUGCUGCAACAACUCAAGGAGUUCGAGAACCUUUUGACCCAGGAAGAAGAUAUGAAGCAGAAGCUCCAACUGGAAAAGGGCGCUGUGGAUGGAAAUGUUCGACAACUUGAGGGCGAUCUCCUCAUAAUGGAGGAUCAAAACAGCAAAUUGCAGAAGGAGAAGCAACUGUUGGAGGAGAGGUUAGCAGAUUUCUCCUUAAACCUUGCUGAGGAGGAAGAAAAAUCCAAAAACCUGACCAAACUGAAGACCAAACAUGAAUCUAUGAUUUCCGAUCUUGAAGUUCGUUUAAAUAAAGAAGAGAAAAGUCAACAGGAUCUGGAGAAAACCAAACGGAAACUGGAGACAGAGUAUAAGAAUCUCCAAGAGCAGAUGACUGACCUGCAUGCUCAGUUAUCUGAAAUCAAAGCGCAAAAUACCCAGAGAGAGUUGGAGAUUCAGGACCUCCAGACAUGUGUGGAAGAAGAAUCAGCUCAAAAGAGCAAUGUCCUUAAUAAGAUACAAGAAAUGGAAGGACUUCUCUCAGAGCUUCAGGAUGAACUUCAAGCUGAACAGGAGACCUGCAGAAAGUCAGAAAAGGCUAGGAAAGAGUUGGGAGAAGAACUGUCGGCUCUGAGGUCUGAACUGGAGGACACACUAGACACCACAACGGCCCAGCAAGAGCUUCGGGCUAAGAGAGAGCAGGAGGUGGUGAUGUUAAAGAAAAUGAUGGAAGAGGAAAGCCGAAGCCAUGAGGCUCAAGUUUACGACAUGAAACAAAAACACAAUCAAACUGUACAUGAGCUUAGUCAGCAGCUAGAGCAAUCCAAAAAGGCCAAAGCCAAUCUGGAAAAGACAAAGCAGUCCCUUGAGAAGGAGGUUACAAACCUUAAUGAAGAACUUCACUCACUGGGUGAUGCAAAACAGGAUUUGGAGCACAAAAGAAAGAAGAUGGAUAGCCAGCUUUGUGACCUUCAGACUUGCCUCGGUGAGAGUGAGAGGCAGAAAGGAGAGCUUGGAGAAACAGUGUCCAAACUCACUAUGGAACUUAAGAGUGCAAAUAACCUCCUCAGUGAGGCAGAAAGCAAGAAUAUUAAGCUGAGUAAAGAUUUUUCCAGUCUAAACCUCCAGCUCCAGGAUGCACAGGAGUUACUUGCGGAGGAGACCCGUCAGAAACUCAGUUUGUCUACUCGGCUGCAUCAAACCGAGGAUGAUCGAAAAAAGCUGCUGGAACACAUGGAGGAGGAGGCAGAGGGCAAAAGAAUUGUGGAGAGACAAGUAUCCAGCCUUAACACACAGCUGUCAGAUUCAAAGAGGAAGCUGGAGGAGUACUCCAGCAAUUUUCAGCUCUCGGAAGAAAGCAAGAAACGUCUGCAAAGAGAUCUUGAGGCUGCACAUACACAGUUUGAGGAGAAAACUGCAGCUUAUGAAAAGUUGGAGAGGACUAAGAAUAAUCUUCAGCAAGAGCUGGAGGACGUGCUGUUGGAUCUGGACAACCAGAAACAACUAGUAUCAAAUCUGGAGAAGAAACAACGGAAAUUUGACCAGAUGCUUGCUGAUGAGAAGACCAUCUCCAACAAGUAUGCUGAAGAACGUGACCGUGCAGAGGCGGAAGCACGAGAGAAGGAGACUAAAUGCUUGGCUUUUAUUCGAGCGCUGGAGGAAGCCCAGGGCUCCUUACGAGAGUUAGAGAAACAUAAUAAGACACUUCGCACCGAGAUGGAAGAUUUGAUCAGUUCAAAAGAUGAUGUGGGCAGAAAUGUCCAUGAGUUGGAGAAAGCAAAGCGUGGAUUAGAAGCUCACGUGGAAGAGAUGAGGAUUCAGAUGGAGGAACUUGAAGAUGAAUUGCAGACUGCUGAGGAUUCUAAACUUCAUCUGGAGGUUAAUAUGCAGGCCCUCAAAGUCCAAUUUCAGAGAGACCUUCAGGGCAGAGAGGAGCAAAGUGAAGAGAAGAAGAUACUACUGCUCAAGCAGGUACGUGAGCUUGAGAUUGAGCUAGAAGAUGAGCAGAAGCUGAGAAAUUCUUUGGCAGCUUCCAAGAAGAAACUUGAGGGAGACCUGAAGGACCUUGAAGACCAAGUUGAUGCAAUCGCCCGGGCCAGGGAUGAAGCUGUCAAACAACUACGCAAGACUCAGGCUCAGGUGAAAGAUACCAAUAGGGAGCUGGAGGAUGCAAGAACAUCCCAUAAAGAGGUUACCUCUGAUGCUAGAGAAUCUGAGAGAAAGGCCAGAACCAUGGAGGCAGAAAUCUUGUAUUUACAGGAGGAAUUGGCUACAGUGGAGAGGGCCCGUAAACAGAUUGAAAGAGAGAGAGAUGAGUUAGCUGGGGAGUUGACAAAUGGCUCAUUUGGAAGAUCUGGCAUGUCUGAUGAGAAACGCCGUCUAGAAGCCAAGAUCCAACAGUUAGAAGAGGAGCUGGAUGAGGAACAGGCAAAUACAGAGAUACUUAAUGAUAAACUGCGGAGGAGCACGCAACAGGUGGAUCAGCUUACCAAUGAGCUGCAAGAAGAGCGAUCCACCACUCGGAGGAAUGAGAGUGGCUGGCAGCAGAUGGAAAGGCAAAACAAAGAGCUCAGGUCCAAGCUGCAGGAGAUGGAAGGGCAGGUCAAAUCCAAGCUACAAGCCUCUGUCACCGCCCUCCAGGCCAAAUUACAUCAGGUGGAGAACCAACUGAACCAUGAGAGCAGCGAGAGACAAGCGAUUGCCAGGGCCAUGCGACAAAAGGAUAAAAGACUGAAAGAGCUCGCCCCUCAAAUAGAAGAUGAGCGCAAACAGACAGAGCAGUUUAAAGACCAGGCGGAGAAAGCAAAUAUGAGAGCCAAGCAGUUAAAGAUGCAGGUGGAAGAGAGUGACGAAGAGUCUCAACGUGCAACGGCUGCCCGUCGCAAACUUCAGAAAGAGCUAAAUGAGGCCAUAGAGGCCAAUGAAGCCCUGAGCAGAGAGGUCUCCUCACUCAAGAGCAAACUCAGGCAUGGAAGUGACUCCUUUAGUAACUCCUCAUGGCGUGGUGGAGGUGGGAGCUUUAGAAGAACACAGAGGAACAAGGUUGAGAGUUCUGAUGUCCCAGAAGAUGCAGGUCUUCCAGCAACGCUUGUGUGUCAGUCCGAGGAGUCUCAAAGGGAGCCUAUAAAUUCCACCCCAGCUGACAACUAAGGCCAUUAAGGCCUCAUGUCUCUAGACUUGUUUUUUUCACUAACAUAUAUUAACUAGUUGGUAGCGUGGUAUGCAAGUCUUUGAAUGCUUUGAAAACAGAAUUAAUAUGAUUCACACAUUUUUAAAACAUUCUUCUUGUGCUAUAACUGUGAUUUUGCUUCUGCACUAUUAACCUUGUCUU